UUCCUUUCUGGUUUGGAUCAACACUUCCGGAACACUUUCAUAUCAGUGGAGGCGAACUGAACAGGGCUCUGGGAGGCGUAGCUUGACAUAACCUUAGCCAAAUUGACAUCGCGACCUUGUUUCUGGCGUAAUUGUCACUACACAAACGGAAAAUAAAUUACUAAAUGCACCCAGGAUCACAUUGAAAGAUACCUGUGAAAGCUCUUGCUUCCCACCCAAAUGUCACAGUGACAGGGGCGGGCGGAGGCAGAGCCCGUUGCCCCGGCCCCUUUGCCCAACUGCAGAGCAGCACCUGUCAGGGAGCACACCCUCCCAUUCCAGUCCUCUGGGUGGCACCUUGAGCCAUGGAGCACCCACGGGAGAAAGAGGGUGAGAGACCUGCACGCAGCAGCAAGGCAGGUCAGGGGCGCAGCGGGCACUCGCGCCCCUCGGGAUCAGGCUCCUCUGGAGUGCUCAUGGUGGGGCCCAACUUCCGUGUGGGCAAGAAGAUCGGCUGUGGUAACUUUGGAGAGCUGAAGUUGGGUAAAAAUCUCUACACCAAUGAGUAUGUUGCAAUAAAAUUGGAACCAAUCAAAUCAAGGGCACCACAGCUGCAUUUGGAGUACCGGUUUUACAAAACAUUAGGCAGCACAGCGGAGGGUCUUCCUCAGGUCUUCUACUUUGGGCCUUGUGGGAAAUACAAUGCCAUGGUGUUGGAGCUGCUGGGUCCCAGUCUAGAAGACCUCUUUGACCUUUGUGACAGGACCUUCUCUCUUAAGACCGUUUUGAUGAUGGCUAUUCAGCUGCUAUCCCGGAUGGAGUACGUCCACUCCAAGAACCUCAUCUACCGAGACGUGAAGCCAGAGAACUUCCUCAUCGGGCGGCAGGGGCACAAGCAGGAGCACAUCAUCCACAUAAUUGACUUUGGCCUGGCCAAAGAGUACAUCGACCCCGAGACCAAAAAACACAUCCCCUACAGGGAACACAAGAGCCUCACAGGGACCGCCCGCUACAUGUCUAUUAACACCCACUUAGGAAAAGAGCAAAGUCGACGGGAUGACCUGGAAGCCCUGGGCCACAUGUUCAUGUAUUUCCUACGAGGGAGUCUGCCGUGGCAAGGACUCAAGGCUGACACCCUGAAAGAGCGAUACCAGAAGAUUGGCGACACCAAGCGCAACACUCCCAUCGAGGUCCUCUGUGAAAGCUUUCCAGAAGAGAUGGCCACCUACCUGAGCUACGUGAGGCGGUUGGACUUCUUUGAGAAGCCCGACUACGAGUAUUUGAGGACUCUGUUCACCGAGCUGCUUGAGCGCAAAGGAUACACAUUUGACUACACCUACGACUGGGAUGGCAGACCGAUUCCUACUCCAGUGGGGGCUGUCAACGUGGACUCGGGUGCGUCUGCCAUCACGAGAGAAAGCAACGCUAACAGAGACAGGCCCUCUCAGCAACAACCCCUACGGAACCAGACGGCAGCAUCAGACCGCAGAGGGGCAUGGGAUGCACAGCCCCACCGGCAGACAAACUCCUCCUACCUGAGCAGCUCCCACCUGGCCGCAGACAGGCAUGGGGGCUCUGUGCAGGUGGUCAGCUCCACCAAUGGGGAACUGAACGCCGAUGACCCAAUGACGGCCCACUCCAACGCACCUAUCGCAGCGCAGGCCGAAGUGGAGGUGGUGGAUGAGGCCAACUGCGUGAAAAUGCUCAACCUGUGGUGUUGUUGCUUCUUCAAGCGAAAACGGAAGAAGAACACUCCACGGCAGAAAUGAUCUCCUGCUACCCUGUCCGGUGUCGCUGAGCGAGUUUGGUUUUAAGGAAACUAAUGAAGGGACAUUUCUGGGAGGGAGUUGUGACAGAGACUUGUUAUUACAAGAGAAAAAAUGGGAUUCUUACUGACCUGGACCUACUGAAUGGAACUACUAUACACAUGAAGACCUUGGCCACAAAGUCCUUUCUUUUCUUUUCUUUCUCGGUGGCUGAAUGGAUGAAUGACUAAAUUUGACUUUUGACCUUUCCUCUGGAUACUGGAGGAUGCCUGAGGACAUCUCUUCAUCUGCCCCAGUUUUUUUUCUUUCUUUUGCUCAAGCGGAGAUCAAAAGUCAAGUCUUCCCCUCUCCAUUUCUCUUUUCAGGUGUGAGGAGACCAGUCUAGCAGUCUAUAGACCUCUAUCACCUUUCUCUUUCUUUCUUGUGUCUCCUCUUUCUCUCUCACCAAACCCACUCACAUCCACAGUAAAAGCCGGUCUUAAGCUGUCCCUUUUGCUUUUUGUUCAUACAAAUUUAUGUCUGUACAUACGUAGGUGUGGAUGUUUGUUUGUUUGAAUGUGCCCUAAUGGCUAAUUGGUUCAUAUGCCACGAAGCUCCUCCCACUCAGCCCUGUUUGACUGUCUUUUGAAGAAGGCAUUAUAGAUGAUGAUUCCUAGUCCUGAAGUAACCUUGCUCCAACCCUAGACACCUCCAUGGUCCCUUGUAGAUCUGCAAAGAUGCCACAGAUUCUUUCAAAUCUAUCAAGAAGGGUCUGCAGGUUGAUUUGGGAUUGGCAUAAGUAGUCAAAGCAGAAAGAAACGGUAGAUAAGGAGGGAACACCAAAAGAAGCACUUUUCUAAUGCAUCCUUGCCAGAAAAAAACCUGAUGAGUACCAAUUCACCUCUAAACAAUCACUAAAUUUGCCUGCUGCCUCCAUAUGUGUUAAAAACAAUUGUGCUAAUUUCAAUGAUAUGCAAGAAAAAUGUUAGACCGCAGCGAGUGACCAAAGGGAUGUGUGUGAACAGAGGACCUAUUAUGUUACCACACCAGAUUUAGAUUUAACUGAAAAUGAUUUGUAUUCUAGAUCCAUGUUUGAUGCACUGGUCAUUAUUACCCACCCACUCCUUUUCAGCUUUUCAAUUUCAGGCCAAUUGUAAAAACAUGUUGGCCAAUUGUAAAAACAUGUUGGCCAAUUGUAAAAACAUGUUGGCCAAUUGUAAAAACAUGUUGGCCAAUUGUAAAAACAAAAAAAUAAAAAAUGUUGGCCAAUUGUAAAAAUAAAAAAAAUAAAAAUGUUGGCCAAUUGUAAAAAUAAAAAAAAUAAAAAUGUUGGCCAAUUGUAAAAAAUGUUGGGGGGGAGUAUCACCAAUAGAUCUGUUAUGAGUUGCAUUUCGCAUUGCUUUUGGUAACAUUGCCGGUACCUGUAAACUGGUCCCUGUUAUCCACAAACACCUAACUUUGUUUCUGUGUGGAUUUAGGAAAAGUUGCUUCCAAAUGCUGAUCUAAGGUCAGUUGUAGAUUUUUUUUUUUUUUUUACCUCAAUGUUUAAAGCUAGGAUUGGGCUAGAGUGAACUGACACCAGAUGUACACUUUAGGGUGGCUUCUACCUCCAGUCUGUCUGUUUUGUAAUGAAUCUGGGACAAGGAGAACAGACUUGGCUCUCCUAUUGAUUUAGAUGCUACUGCUCCUCCUGCUGGCCUUACCAUGUAAUGCCUUAAUCAGACCACCUCUCUUCAGAGCCUAUCAGGAUAGGCAUCUGUUCACUGCAACAACACACCAGCCAAUAAGAAGACAUGUUGACAAGUCUGGUUCCUAUAGAGCAGUGUUGCUCAACUGGAUUCCUGGGGUACCUUAUGGUGUUACAUAUUUUUGUUCUAGCCCAGCCUGAACACCUGAAUCACCUAAUUACAGGUUUAAUGAUUAGUUUAGUAUUAUUUUUGAAUCAGGUGUGUUUGCUGGGCUAGAACAAAAAAUGGAGCUGCGGUGUGGACGCUCAAGACCUGGACUUAAGAAAUGGAAGCUGUAGAGAGGGAGACUAUACAGCUGCCUCAAUGCCCCUUAGAGGUCAAAAUUAUUUAGCCUGUGGAAAUGGUUGCGUUUUAGGAGGUGACACUGUGGUCUCUCACUUUAAAUCAAUUUUAGCGCAGACAAGGUUGAGAAAGCAGAAUUUGAAGAUUUCAAAUAGAGGAACCUCAAUUUCUUUCCUCUAAGGUCAUCAGAGUGAAAGGAAGUGAAGGGCCUUUUUUUAUUCUUCAGAUAUGCUUAUUUGUGUUUCUCUGCAGUCAAAACAUUUGAGGUUGUGAAAUGCUACAUUUUACAAUAAUAUUCUACCCUCUUGGUAAACCUCAGUGUUUACUCCUGAGUGGUUAUCUUGUCUGUUUUCAAUUUAUUUUGUUUUGUGUUGUCAAUGUGAACUGAAAAUGUAUGAUGUCCUGUAAUUUGUAUUUUUUUWAUCAUUGAAUGAUCUUGCUUUUUCAUGGGGGGAAGUAUUUAAACAGCGUUUGAGUGCACUACUUAUUUUGUACCUACUGUUGACUGCAGUUAGAAUGCCAGCCUCGCUCUCUACCAUCUAGAUACUAUCCACUGUUUCACUUGUGUGUUAUGGAAAUGGUGGAAAGAACUCUGUGGCUUUGAGUCAAGCUGGAAGAAUUGUCAAUUUCCUUAUGCUUCUAUUGAAUAACUCCCUUGUACACAGACAGACACACGGGCUUGUGUGAUACGUUCCUAUGAUACGUUUUUAUCUUUGGAGUCAGUUCUCUAGCUGUCUUUUAUAGGGAUGGACAAACAGAAGCUAUGUAUAUUUUUGAGUAACAAAGCAGUUUUUUUUGUGCUGUGUGCAAAUGUUGUAUUCUUCCUUGAAAGUGUAUGUCUUGAGUAAGUAUCUCUGCAGUUUAAAUUAUUUCAAACGUACUUGAAUUGAAAGAUGUGGGACGAGUCUUAGUCAAGUAGUGGAAUGUCAGGAUUUACUCAAAUGCCAUUGUCUGACUAAAUGAUGUGCUUGUGAGUGACCUUAAUUCAUGGAUGGUCAGUUGAUUCACCCACCUAUCAUUCAGACUUUCAGACAUCGCUGCUGACCACACCAGGAUAAUUGUGAAGUGGGUAAAAGGCUUAGGCUGUUGUGUCAUGUGGUGUCGCUCUCCUUCUCUUGAUCUCUCCCUUUCUCUCUCCUUCACCAUGUUGUUUUUGGUGGCUUAUUCCCUUCCUUGAAGUAAUUAGUGAUAUAUAACGUGAUAGUUGAAAGAAAUGGCUUUUCCCGUAUGGAUUUCACCUGUCUAGUCAUGUCCAAUCAGUGAUUACUUGAAGGAAGAGAGAAAGGACUGUAUUUAUCCCAGGCCUUUUGACUUUCUAUGACACUGGUGCUGCAUGGAGGUGCUGACCCCAGUGUUUCUUGAGAGAACAGAGGAUAUAUUUUCCACUAGUUACCACAGCCAUAUUGUCAAAAUUGGCUAUAUCGUAAACAUGCAUGACACUUUUUGGUCUUKAUUUAAGGUUAGUGUUAUGCAUAAUAUUAGCAGUGUGGUUAGAGGUAGGUUUAAAAUUACUUUUUUAAGAACAUAAAUCGUAGAAGUAGGGGGUGUUUAUGACUUCGUGGCUAGGGUAACUAGUGAAGACCAGAGGACUUUUACUGGCUUAUUCACCGGAGUCCCACACGCCCCCUGAUGGCAGUAUAUAUUUGCCCAUGCAGCCUUCUGAUCCCACUGGGGGUAAUUUUGACGCUGCACAUUCCUUUUCCUCCAUGACAUGUUAACGCAACCUCCUCCGAUGGCAGGGUUUGUUUGAGAUGUCACUCACUGUAUCAGGAUGCGCUGACUAUGAAUAUGUAUACCUCAGAGAAAAGCCAUUACUGUCUCUAGCACACACACGCACACACUUUUUGUUCUGUCAUCUCAGUCUUUGCUCCCCAGUGCCAGCUUCAUGACCUCUAACCUUCCUCUGGUGCCAUGGGUGCUGAAAUGUUAACAUGUUGUAGACAUGAGCCCUAUUCUCUGCUCUUAAGAUGGUGCCAUUUUGACACUUGCGUUUGGUGGGUUAGCUGUAUCAUUGCAAGUGCUUUUGGAGAAACCAUUCAGAAAUAUUGUUUUGUUUUUUGCCAUGUUAUUGCUUACCUGCUGUCUUCCCAGGCCGUGCUUGUGUAACAACCAUACCAUCUCAGAAUUGGUAUGGUUGCGUAUUUCUGACAUUACAUAAAAGGUCUGUUAUUUUGCUUUAGAUAAUUUACGUGACUAAGAAUUCAUGAGGCUUCUACUAUAGUAGUAUUGCUUAUGAUUACACAUAAUUUUUUUCAUUAAGUAUUCUUGACCUGCUUUUCUUGCUUGAUCCCAACAACCAAAGUUAUUGUUUUGGCAUCCUUGUUUUCUUGUCAUUGUACUUCCUUAAUAUUAAUGGAACCACUUACUUUAAUACAUACUUGAAAUGUUUUGCCACAGUUUGUGCAACAUGUACAUAUGUACAGUCACCUAUAAAUGAUCUAGAUGCUACGGGGGGGCAUGACUUGGUACCCUCUCCAUCAGCAACUAGAAGACGACACUGAGUCAGAUUUGCUUUGACCAGUUGUAUCCUCGUCAUGUCUUCUGCAUCUAGGGGUAGAUUAAUUCAACCUGAGGUUUUCUCAUUGGCUUUAAGCACAAUUAUUAUUGUACUGGUAUGCUUUUGUGUAUUUUUAAAGAAUACUAUCUUGCUUGAAUGAAACGGGUCCAUCAGGGCCUUAAUGACCAUUUUCAUCGUUGCUGGUUCCUUUUUCAUUCUCACUGUCAUUCCAGACAAUCUCUCCACUUCCUCAGUGUUGGAGAGACCAUUUAUCGAUGGUUGCUUGCAUUUGUCCACAAAUGUGUAGGGCACGAGCUGCAAAGACUGCUCAAGUGAGGUAGACUUUUUCCGACAUUACGUUCAGAGUUGUUUAAACUGUAGACCUCCAGUGGUUAGAGACAAGACUGCAAUAUUGUACUGAUUAUUUUCAAUUGUAAAUUAUGUAAAGUUGAUUAUGUUCAAAUGGGAGUCUAUUUUCUUGAUCCGUUUUUCUUUUCUCCCUCUUCAAAGCUGUCUCCUGUUCUGGUAAUAGUUUCAAAGCUAUGAAUAUGAGUCAAGUAUUACAAUUGUAUUAUGAAUAUUACUGUGUUGAAACAUGAAUGUUACUUCAAAAUGUAUUUGAAUGCUUUAACCUGGUUAAGGGCUCCAAUCGUGAAGAACCCCUUUUUUUUUCAGGUUUUUGAAAGAUUUUUUUUUUUACAGAAAGAAACGAGGUCUAGACUCUUUCUGUCUUAAAAUGCCUACCCCCUUCGCCCCCAGAAGCCUCAAGUGAAAUGUGUCUUGGGACCUUUCCAAAAUCUUACUUUUUAUUCCCUCCUAACUUAAAGGGGAAAUCAAGUUUGCACCCUUUUUUAUGUAAAAUAAAUCUCUCUUAACCUUUA
Molecule: messenger RNA, 7132 nt
Organism: Salvelinus sp. IW2-2015
Lineage: Eukaryota; Metazoa; Chordata; Actinopteri; Salmoniformes; Salmonidae
Product: casein kinase I
Biological process (GO): signal transduction; peptidyl-serine phosphorylation; positive regulation of canonical Wnt signaling pathway
Cellular component (GO): cytoplasm; plasma membrane; nucleus
Molecular function (GO): protein serine/threonine kinase activity; ATP binding
Source: RefSeq, a predicted model, not a curated record